GUUUGCGGAUUCAAUAGACAGGGAAGCGAUGGGCAAAACUGUCAGGACGGCUCUGCCUCAAGAGGUGCAAGAAGAUUGCUCAACUGUGGAAAUCAAAGACGUCAAUAUAGUCGAUCUGUCGAUAUUAGGAAGCGUGAACUCAUCGAGUAGUAGUAGUAUGUCUCUUGUGGAGUUCGUUGGAGUUCAUCGUGGAGCGCCGUCAAGGUCAACAUCUUCUGGAGGAACUACAAUACGAAGUGGAGCUUCUUCUUCCUCACAAUCACUUUUCUUGGAUCAGGGGGAUAGCAGUCCUGAUAGCAUCGCAGAUGAAGAAGCUUUACAAGGAAUAGCAGAAGCAGAUCUACUUCAGAGAUCGAAAGCGAUGUCUUUGACAUCGAGAGGUGAAAGCUUCUUAGUAGAGGAUGAUACAUUGCUGAGACGCGAGGAGCCAAGGAGAAGGUUAGGCACAGGCCAAAUGGAGGAGCAGGAUCACGUGGACUCCUCUUUAUCUCCAUCAUCACCUUCAUCAACAUCAACGCGAACGCCUCCUACUUCAAAUACGAAACGUUCGGCAAUACGCCAGAAUGUUUUUGAUGACGAGCAUCCAGAAUUUCGAGACUUAAGAAAAGAACAACCACACGAGGAGCAACUACAAGGGCAACAGCUGCAGCAACAAGAGCAAGAACUAAGGCAGCUUGUCCUCAAAAUGGUUCGUACUCCUGUCGGCUCCGCAGCACGACAUGCACAGGCACGCGAACAUUACAGGGUACAUCGAGGGAAUGAGAUCGCAGGAUCACGCGGUAACAAUCAUGGAAUCCUCAGACCUGCAUAUGGAUUGGGGUCAGAGAUAUUGAACUUUCCUCGAAGUAGCGACGAUGAGGAUGAAGAUGAGCAUGGUGAGCGCGCCAUUGCAAAGAUGACAAAUAAACAGUGGUCAUCAGAGUCACGACAUCAGGAGGUGUUGGCUGCAGCGUCUAGUCUGUUUGUAAGCGGAGAAAAGGAUGAAGCAUUGCGGUCGUCCUCUUCGCGAGUAGACAAGAGGCCCACGACAACUGCUCCCGCUUCAGCAUUAUUAUCUUCACCGACAAAAAAUUCCAGUGGUCCCUCCUAUGCCGUUGCAAUCACCUUCAAGAUCGUCCUGAAGACUCAAGCUGGCCUUACUCAGGCCAAAAAUAGCCAUUUUCCUACUGGCGCAACUCAAAGCGCUAUGGUGGACAACAUCGCACGAGAUGCGAAUACGGAACUAAAAGAACAGCCUGUCAUAGCUGCCAAGCUCGCGCCUACGAUAUAUAAAGACGAAAAGACGAAACUGGUUCCGAAAGUUAGGGCUAAUAUUGAAGAGGGCAACCCAUCUCCAACGGCUGUGAUGAGUAAAAUGAGGCUGUUCUAAGUGAUCAGUGAUAGUACUUGAAAACAGCGGAGGGCUGUUCUAAGAGAAGAUGGACUCCUGCUUGCCGGUACAACCUCUAAGAAAGGGAACAGCUCAAUGGGGAACUUUUCCAAUGAUACGGGUGCAAUAUCUGAUGACGAUGAUUACGUGGCCAGUUACGAGGCAGCAGCUGCAGCAGAAGCUGCGAGUCACACGAAUUCGACGAAAAUCCUAUUAAUGGGAAUUGCGGCUUUAUGAUCUGGCUUCCAUACUCAUACAAAUACAGCGAUUCGGAUGUUGGAGAUCUUUGGCUGGAGUCUGAGUUCUUACAGUUGGAAGUUUCAUUUGAUUAUGUAAUUACAACCGUGUCGUCUACUUGCACUUGCAGUUGUAGCUGGUAAAAAUGAUAGCGAUACAAACUACACUUCUAAGUGUUUCAAAAAGUAGUUUCUUAUGAACAUCUUGUCUCACGCGUCUCUCGCACAUGAUUCAAUUACCCCUCUUCUAAACCCCGUUAUCGGUUUCGUUGGUUUGGUUUACUAUUUGAACUUGAACGAUUACGAUGUUUCUGCUGGCGAACGGGAAGAGGAGGACGAAAGGCGCAAAAAGGAGUAUAGGGAGAAGAUGCAGCACGUCAACACUACUGCGAAACGUGAGAAGAAAGAGAAGAAGAAAUUAUGAUGCCGGCGAUGUACUCUUUGUCCUUGCUGCCUACAACAAUGUGAUUGUCACUUGGAGGGAUCAUUGUUCAUUUUUUUUCAUGCUCGGUCGUGUGCAUUAUGAUCCGUCACCAAGAUCUAAAUGAUCGCACCACCAUUUAUUCCGAUCAAUCCAUCUACUUCUAAAACACCGAAAGUCUUCAUCAGACGAUUCUUCUUCCGACGACGAGGACAGUGAUGAGGAGAGCAGUGACGCAAAUGAGAUGAGUUCUGAAAUGGACCCGCAUAGUGAAAGCAAUGCGUCACCAUCAUCCUCCGCAGUCGACGAAUCCUCCAGUGCCGCUGAAUCGGGUUCCAGUAAUGCUGGUGUACCUGUCAGUGCAAGAGGAAAAGAGAAACCGAAAGGACAAAAAGAAAAAGAAAAUGAUAAGAAGCCACUUCCGGAAGGAGAGGCAACCGGGCCAGUUGGAAGUAGUAUGAUGAUAGGAGGUGGAGGAAGCAUGAUUGGCGGCGCUGGAGGCAAUAUGAUGGGAGGAGGCGGCGAAGGAGGUCCCAAAGGAAGCAUGAUAACAGGUGCAGGUGCUACUAGCAUGGUAGGUGGAAGUAGCUCGAUAGCCUCAGGCGGCAGUGCGAUAGGAGGAGGCGGAAUUAUCGGCACUUUAGUG
Amoebophrya sp. A25 is the source of this 2672-nucleotide messenger RNA. The record is from the annotation of a GenBank genome assembly. Lineage: Eukaryota; Dinophyceae; Syndiniales; Amoebophryaceae.